UCAUCAGCAGUUGGUUUAUUUUAUUUUUUUAACGUUUUUUUAUUUUUAUUACAGGAUCCGGGUCACCAGCCGUGCGCGCAUUCCUCAGCAGGAUUUGCGCAUCUCCAAUUGCAAACUGUUCUCGGCUCUCCGCCAGAGCGUUCUUGUGUUCAUGUCCGCGCCGGGCAGAGAGCUCUCAUAGUCAUGCUCGAGAGGCGACCCGCGACGCGUUUCUUCUGACGUGCUUGUGUUUCCCCCGAAAAACAAUAUGGAACAACAUCUCUCCAAACCAGAAUGCAAAAACAUGGAUGCGUGUCUGAGGCGACUGAAGCAAGAACUGGUGUGUAUGAAAGAAGCCGGAGAUGGCCUCCACGCUCAGAUGAAUUCAAUGAUGGGAGCCCUCCAGGAACUCAAGCUCCUUCAGGUUCAGACGGCGCUAGAAAACAUUGACAUUUCAGGCCGGCUUAUUAAUCGAGGACUGCCACAUCCAGCUCCCACCGAAGCGUCAGCUGCAGCGGCUUCCACCUCCUUCCAGGACCACGGGUCCUGCUUUAGCCAGACCACGCCCGAGGAGCCGCGGCCGAGCCCCAUGCAGGGUCCGAGGCCGUCUCUGGAGAGCAGAAACGCCUCCAGCCGAGAUGACAGGACCCUGUCUCGAAACAGAAGCAGCCUGGGAACCUCGUCUUCCUCAGCAUCCAGCUUUGAGAGUGAGAGUGAGCGAAGUGGAAGAAGUGAACGGAGCGCACGAAGCGUGAGAAGCGAGAAUGAUAUUGAGUCUAUACCCAAGAGGUGGUCCGGAUACUCCGCUCCACAGGUGGAUUUCUACGGACCAAUGGUGGGAAACCCUCCACCGGAGGCCUACACCCAGCCACAGGCUCCCCAUCGGGCUCUGGCGGUGGACCUGCCCGGCAUCCUGUACAGCCUCUCCAGAGAGGGCCCUUCCCUGGACAGCGGCUACUCCCAGGAAAGCACCGACGACGGCAGCGACUGGACUGCUUCGCUCAUGAGCCGCAGCCGCAACCGCCAGCCCUUAGUGCUGGGCGACAACGUCUUUGCAGACCUCGUGGGCAACUGGCUGGACUUGCCCGAGGUGGAGAGGGAGGAGGGGGAAGAAGAGGAGAAGAUAGCGGACGGAGGGGUGGAAAGACCGGACACCCCAGCUCACCCUCUCCGCCUCAGCCGCUCGCAAGAGAUCUGCAAGAAGUUCUCGUUGACCACGAACAUCUUCAAGAAGUUCCUGCGCAGCGUUCGACCCGACAGGGACAAGCUGCUCAAGGAGAGGCCCGGCUGGAUGGCUCCUGAGCUGUCAGAGGGAGACCUCUUCAAAAGGCCAAAGAAAGUGGCUCCCAAAAGUUCAAAAGGCAGCUUCUACCUUCCCUUCUGGGCAAACGGACAGCAGGUCAAAGGCAGGCCGUGUUCUCAUCUCGCUGAAGCAGAGAGGAGCCACCAACACCACUUCUCACAGGUCCACCAGCAGCCAUUUGCUGGGAUGUAUUUAGACAGGAGACAGCCAGAGACGGGUCUGCAGAAAAUGCACCCCUUGUUUGACUACAACACAGCUGUGUGGGUCUGACAGACUGCCAGUGAUGCCAAACUGAGAGAGGGACAGGUGCUGGUGGGAUUUUGGGCUUUACUGGAGGGGGAUUGAGUGGAUGAAAUGGUUGGAUCCAGUUAUCAUCCAAAAAUGAACCCAUGAACUUCACACCCACAACAAGAUUAUCAGGGCAACAUUUUGUCUGAGAAUCCUCAAAACCUAAACCGUGUUAGUUGUGUGCGUCUGGGUGGGUGAGUGUGUGCUGCAGAGUGUCUGAGACACAGUUAGAUUGAGACAUUUUUUGAAGACUUAUGCUGCAAGUUUUGUAUUAUUCAACGUUCAUGUUAUGUGUGUGCGUGUGCAUGUCUGACUGGGUUCUACAGAUGUCCUGGAAGACGGUACUUUGAUACGGACAUCUUCCUCAGAAUGUCUUCCUCAUUAGAGAUCCUUAUCAACGAAUCCACAGACUGCAGGACUCUAUAUCUCACUUCUUUGCAUCUAUGAAUAGAAACACCAGCUGUUGGAUUGCAUGGUUAUCGUUCUUAUAAGCGAUGCUACAAACAGCUGUUACUGAACGCACUGCCACUGAAAACAGUCAUAAGCUCACUUCAGUUCCCUUCAGGCCUCGGCGCAUUGGAAACUCAGGUUUAACUGAACCCAUCGCAUUCACCUUGCUCAGGGAAUGAAUGUUACACAAGAGUUAACUAUGAGACACUUCCGCUUUUCAAUGGGUGUUCAACACAGUUUCGAGAAGUCGUGCCUCAUCUCUUCUUGCCUGGAAAGACACAACAGCAAUACAGUGCAUGUCUACUUCAAACAUUGCACAUUCAACUUUGAUAUUCCUCUCUAGUAAUCCGAAAUAUUGGUCUUGUUUGAAAUGCUUGUUUUUCUUUUCUGCCAUACAGACAUGGCACAUGUUGGGUCAACUGUCAGUCCGCAGAGAGACGAGGGGGUAAAGAUGGCAGAGUCAACCGCGAGGACUGGCCGACUGACAUCUGGUACCCGGUCAUUAUGUAACGCGUGUUCGACACAACCCCCUUAGAAGUUUAGAAACUGGCUUGUUUAAUCAUAAAGCUAUGAGC
Messenger RNA from Pseudoliparis swirei, 2595 nucleotides. It is a transcript of the gene inka2, whose product is annotated as inka box actin regulator 2. The transcript is spliced from 2 exons. Gene Ontology annotation, cellular component: nucleus. The record is from RefSeq and is a predicted model, not a curated record. Gene Ontology annotation, molecular function: protein serine/threonine kinase inhibitor activity; protein kinase binding. Lineage: Eukaryota; Metazoa; Chordata; Actinopteri; Perciformes; Liparidae. The coding region runs from base 248 to 1552 and encodes 434 amino acids.